AUGAAUAAUAAUAUUGGUAAAUUGAAUAGUAACAACAACAAUGAUUUAUCAAAUACAACAAUACCACCACCAAAGUUAAAUAAAAGUAAUAAUAACAAUAAUAUGAUAAGUAACAAUAAUAAUGAUAGAAAAAUGACGACGACAUCAUCUUCUUCUUCUACAGUUGUAGAUAUCCCAUUACAGCAAAUCAGUGAGUUACAACUUGAUUUACAAAUACUGAAACAAACGAAAUCUGAAAAUGACAAUCAUAGAUCUUCAAAGCUCUUACCUGACCGAAUGUCAAUAAGUAGAGCCGAAUCAAAAGAUAAAAACAUGACAAACAUUGAAGAUCAACAACAUCAAUAUGAUGAUGAAGAACAAGAGUCCGAUAAAUCAAAUAUUGAAAACAAAAGUAAUAUUAGGAGAAAAAUAGAUGAUAAAGUAUACAACAUUCAAUAUAUUGAGAAAAAAGAACAACCUUUAUCAAUACCUAGUAGUUUAACUUAUCAUCAAAGAAUUAUGGAUGUCUAUCAUAAAGAGGGAUUAGAGUCCCAACAGUUAUUGGAUUUGGUGGAAAAUAUUGAUUAUAAAUUAUUCUCACAAUUACAAGAAGAGUCCAUUGAAAUUAUUUUACCAAUAAUCUUAAAAUUUCAAACCGAAACAAUUGAAUUACAUUUAAUAGCUAUCUCAUUAAUAGUUUUAUGGAUGAUGUUUGAAAAGUUUCCACAUUUCUUUUCGAAGCGAAAGUAUACCGAUAUCAUGUCACAAUUUAACUACCAAAUGAAACAACUCGAGAGAACCAGUGUCAUUGAAGAUUUAAAAGAGAAUCAUAUGUUUCCAUUCACCAACGAGGAGUAUAAUCUCCUGAAGAAUAUUAUUGAUAAAUAA
Molecule: messenger RNA, 867 nt
Organism: Heterostelium album PN500
Lineage: Eukaryota; Evosea; Eumycetozoa; Acytosteliales; Acytosteliaceae
Exons: 4
Coding region: 1-867 (288 amino acids)
Source: RefSeq, a predicted model, not a curated record